AUGAAAGUCUUUAUUUUUAUGCUUUCUAUCAUCAUUGUUAUAAGUACUUAUACAAGUAUAGACAAUGCUCAGGAGUUCAAAGUGAUAAUAGGUAAGAUAACAAAUGUUGCAUUGUCCUCAAAUCCAACAACUGGAUACAGCUGGUUUUUGAAUCUACCAAAUUCAAAUAAAUUAAAAGUUCCUGACCUAAAUGGAGAGUAUAAAUUACUAACUUUUCACUUUUAAGAGCAAGCAUAUCUAUUAGAAAAAUCUCUUUUUUGGAGAUUUAACCUUCUUUUAAGAGUGAGCAAAACAAUAAAAAAAUAUUUCUUUGUGUGUAGAUAUUUUUAUGUUUAGGUAUUUGGAACUUUUUAAUACCACAAAAUGAUCUAGUGGUCGCAAUCAGUCCUCUAUUUACCAGUCUGAAUAGGAGAUUGGCAUCGACCAAUAGACCAGCUUACUGAUGUUUAAAAAGCACAACGGCCUAUAUAAUUAUUUGUUAUAGUAAUGAUAAUGCUAGCUUAUUCCAUUAAAUUUAUCAAACAUUAAAUGGCGACAUGUGUCACCAUGCCCCCUGAGUGCAACAGUCCGACCCUUAUGGUCACGAUGAACUGAGAUGGACUCCUCAUCAAGAAUCAAGUGUACAAUCAGGAGAUUUGUAACCAGAUAGGCUUUGGCUGCCUUCCUGUGGCUGAAAUGGAGGUGCCUGACAACGUCCUUUGGAUCUGAGAACCAAUGUGUAUUCCUCUACCGAGAAACUUGGGUUUCAGCCCAGGCCACAGGGGGCAGUCUUUUUGCUGUAGCAUUCAAAGGAAAGCACUUCGACACCCGACAGACUCAAAGGAACUGAUUCUUGGAUUCAGCCACUCCCAAUCCCCUCCCACAUGGCUGCAGAAAUCCAUAAGCUACCCACUCAAGACUGAAGCCGCAAGGCAAGGAAGAGACAGAAGGCACAGAAGUUAACACCCGUUUUGGGGGAUAUAGACCCUCUGGGCUAGAGUCAAAAGUGCUUGAACCUUCCGUAUGGGAGGAGAUAUCUUUGGUAGCUGCGUCAUCACCUGACUUUAAAGGCCUAAUCUACUCCAUUAAAUUAUAUACUAAACAUAAAGCUUGAAAUAUUCAAUUAACUUUUUCUUCAAAUAUUUAUGUUAAAUUUUUAAAAUAAAAAAAUUUAGCUCAUGCAAAAGCUCAUUCCUGCUCUUGAAUGGAGGGUAAGUGGAUUAACUGGAGGAGGCGGAGUUCAAGUUUUCGAGAUUUCUUGCAGUGAGUUAUGUGAAGAUGGAGAAUUAUUAUCAUUAGCAUUCGAAUAUAAAAGACCAUGGGAAGCUGAACCUAUAAAAACAAAGGUUGUGACUGCAAAAGUUUUUUCAAAUCCCGAGCUUUAA
Messenger RNA from Blepharisma stoltei, 1364 nucleotides. The record is from the annotation of a GenBank genome assembly. Lineage: Eukaryota; Ciliophora; Heterotrichea; Heterotrichida; Blepharismidae.